Messenger RNA from Hemibagrus wyckioides, 1576 nucleotides. It is a transcript of the gene stc2a, whose product is annotated as stanniocalcin 2a. Gene Ontology annotation, molecular function: hormone activity. Lineage: Eukaryota; Metazoa; Chordata; Actinopteri; Siluriformes; Bagridae. The transcript is spliced from 4 exons. The coding region runs from base 248 to 1081 and encodes 277 amino acids. The record is from RefSeq and is a predicted model, not a curated record. Gene Ontology annotation, biological process: intracellular calcium ion homeostasis. Gene Ontology annotation, cellular component: extracellular region.
UCCACCCCCACCACCCACCCCCAAAACUUGGCCGUGGUUGUCGGCGUCUCUGAUUGGUCGCUCCGCCGCGGCGACGUGACAACACCUGCUCGACCGAUUCAUCAACACUGACAGGCCGGGCCGCGGGAGAUAUAGGCAGCAUCCAUCCCGUUUCAGCGCGCUCAUUCCCGACAGAGACACGCCAGCAUACACAAACACUCAGUGUCUCUGAGAAACUCGAUUACCCAAGGUGUCUCGGGGAAAAAAAAUGUUGACCAGAUUCGCUGUGGCGCUGCUCGUUUUCUCGGUGAUCGCGCUGACGGAAGGAACAGACGCUACCGACGCUCAUGAAAGUCACCCGGAAAAAGCGGCAAGCCCAAACCAGAAAGGACGACUCUCCUUGCACAAUACAGCUGAGAUCCAGCAUUGUCUGGUGAAUGCUGGAGAUGUGGGCUGCGGCGUGUUCGAGUGCUUCGAGAACAACUCGUGUGAAAUCCGCGGACUGCAGGAAAUCUGCCUGACCUUCUUGCACAAUGCCGGGAAGUUCGACUCCCAGGGCAAGUCUUUCAUCAAAGAUGCACUGAAAUGCAUGGCCCAUGGCCUUAGGCACAAAUUCAGCUGCAUCAGUCGAAAGUGCCUGGCCAUAAAAGACAUGGUGUUCCAACUCCAGCGUGAAUGCUACACAAAGCACAACUUGUGUGCGGCGGCUAAGGACAACGUUAAUGUCAUUGUGGAGAUGAUCCACUUCCAGGACUUGCUCCCAAAAGGGCCUUAUGUGGAACUGGUGAACAUCUUACUAGCCUGCGGUGAGGAAGUCAAGGAGGCCAUUAGCAGAAGUGUGCGGAUACAGUGUGAGCAAAACUGGGGUGCUCUCUGUCACAGCCUGAGUUUCUGUUCAUCGCCCCCGCCCCUUGCCAACCAGGAGCGCCAUACAAGCCAACAUGAGCACCCUAAAGGUCCACGUCAAGCAGACAAAGAAAAGCCUGGCAAAGGGGGCUCAAGCACCCAUCCAAGAAGUCGUGGCCAGGGGGCACGACGCGCAAGCCUCGAUGCCACAAUGGCUGAGCAGGAGGACCCUGAGAACACCGACAUCCGGAGGUGAAGAGCCCCCAAGCACAGACUGAGUAACAGGCCCAGUGAAGCUCUCCUCUUGUCCUUUUCCCCUCCAGCGGUCAUUCCAGAUCUCCCAGACUGUUUGUUUACUUUUGCAGGGUAUUUGUGAUGUAGCUCAUUUUUGAUACUGCAGAUCCUAGGUUCUUUUGUUCUUGUCACAUGACUCUAACAUAGCAUUUCUAUUUCGUAAGCAUACCCCCUGUAAGUUAUUUAUUUUAUUCUUUAUGCAAUGUUGAAAUAUAAAAUGUACAUAUAAAUACAUGUAUAUCUAUAAUUACACAAACCUGUAUAAAAUAUAGCCAUUGUAUGCAGUACAGAUAUACUAUAUGUAUUAUAGUAUACAUAAUAAAUAAAUGCUUGUUGUAUUAGUUACAUUAUUUCACCUACAAUCAAACUGUAGAUAUGUAACAUAUUUUUUUUUUUUUAAAGUUUGAUAUUUUGCGUGUAUUGUAAUUUGGAAUACUUGUUGAUUAAAUAUAAAGUG